AUGGUAGUGAUAAACCCUGCCUUGGUCCUAGGACCUGCUUUAGUCCAAACAGAUUUCUCAUCAGGCUUGAUAAUUAGGAAAAUCAUGACUGGUGAAAUUCCAGGGGCUCCUAAGAUUCUGAUGCCAAUCGUUGAUGUUAGAGAUGUAGCCUUGGCUCACUUAAGGGCAAUCCAAGUCAAGGAAGCAGCAAAUCAGAGAUUCAUAGUGUCAGAUAGUAGUUUGUGGUUUAAAGACAUUAUUUUGACCUUAGCUGCAAAAUACCCUGAAGGCUUCAAAAUUAAUACAUCUGAUAUAAAAUAUUGCACAAUGAAGAUUGCUUCAUGGUUCGAUGCAUCAGCAAAAACUCUCAUUGGAUAUUGGGGGGUAGACUAUUAAUUAGACAACUCAAAGUCUAAAAGUAUACUGGGACUUGAAUACACACCAGCCACUGAGGCUAUUGUUGAGAUGGCAGAGAGUUUUAUAAAAAAUGGGCUUUUGAAAAGCAAUAAAAAGAAGUGA
Molecule: messenger RNA, 498 nt
Organism: Stylonychia lemnae
Lineage: Eukaryota; Ciliophora; Spirotrichea; Sporadotrichida; Oxytrichidae
Source: the annotation of a GenBank genome assembly